This is a messenger RNA of Scylla paramamosain (green mud crab), 2304 nucleotides long. Its product is annotated as acetylcholine receptor subunit alpha-like. The coding region runs from base 16 to 1329 and encodes 437 amino acids. The record is from RefSeq and is a predicted model, not a curated record. Gene Ontology annotation, cellular component: postsynaptic membrane; plasma membrane; synapse. Lineage: Eukaryota; Metazoa; Arthropoda; Malacostraca; Decapoda; Portunidae. The transcript has 10 exons. Gene Ontology annotation, molecular function: acetylcholine-gated monoatomic cation-selective channel activity; transmembrane signaling receptor activity. Gene Ontology annotation, biological process: chemical synaptic transmission; regulation of membrane potential; signal transduction.
CUCAAGAACCAGAUCAUGACGACCAACUUGUGGGUGGAGCAGUACUGGUUCGACUACAAGCUGAUCUGGGAGCCCGAGGAGUAUGGAGGAGCCAAGAUGCUGCACGUGCCCUCUGACCACAUCUGGCGUCCGGACAUUGUGCUCUAUAACAAUGCUGACGGGAACUUCGAAGUGACUCUCUCCACCAAGGCGACGCUCCACAUGAACGGCCUGGUUGAGUGGAAGCCGCCUGCCAUCUACAAGUCCUCGUGUGAGAUUGACGUGGAGUACUUUCCCUUCGACGAGCAGACCUGCGUCAUGAAGUUCGGCUCCUGGACCUACGACGGAUUCCAGGUCGACUUGCGCCACCUGGACGAGAUGGAAGGAACGAACGUGGUGGAGAUAGGCGUCGACCUCUCAGAGUUCUACCGGUCUGUGGAGUGGGACAUCCUGGAGGUACCAGCCGUCAGACACGAGAAGUUCUACACGUGUUGUGAUGAGCCCUACCUGGACAUCACCUUCAACAUCACCAUGAGGCGGAAGACGCUUUUCUACACCGUCAACCUCAUCAUCCCCUGCAUGGGCAUCUCCUUCCUCACCGUCCUUACCUUCUACCUGCCGUCAGACUCAGGCGAGAAGGUGACUCUGAGCAUCUCCAUCCUCAUCUCUCUCCAUGUGUUCUUCCUGCUGGUGGUGGAGAUCAUCCCGCCGACCUCCCUGGUGGUGCCGCUGCUCGGCAAGUACCUCAUAUUCGCCAUGAUCCUCGUCUCCAUCAGUAUAUGUGUGACGGUCCUGGUGCUCAACGUCCACUUCCGGUCGCCCCAAACACACAAAAUGGCGCCCUGGGUGAGGAGGGUGUUCAUCCACAUACUGCCGCGGCUCCUCAUCAUGAAGCGGCCCCAGUACCAGCUCAAACACAGCCUGUUGACGCCAGGAGGCACCACCAAGCCCAACAGCAUGACGGACGGGCCUUUCUCCACCACCUGUCGUAUCCACGGCUCCACCAACAUCCACGAGGACGCCUACACGCUCGAGGACGCCGACAAAAGUCCCACCUUUCGUCCCUUCCAGCACAACCUGCCACACUGCUCGCCGGAGGUCCACCGCACUUGCUGGUGUGUUAACUUCAUCGCUGAGCAUACCAGACUCAAGGAGGACUCGACCAAGGUGAAGGAAGACUGGAAGUACGUGGCCAUGGUGCUGGACCGACUAUUCCUGUGGAUCUUCACGCUGGCGGUGCUGGUGGGCACGGCUGGCAUCAUCCUGCAGGCGCCCUCCCUCUAUGACGACCGGGUACCCCUGGACAAGCUCCUCUCAGACGUGUACCGUCAGCAGCGCUUGAACGUCUAAGUCAUGUUGCUGUGUGGCUGCUCCCCUCUGACCCCUCCUCACCCCUUCCGUCACCACCAUCUACUCUAGCAGACUCAGUUAGCUUCCGAAGACAGGUGCCUAAGAGAGGUGGCAUUCACAGGAGCCAGGAUACUCGAGGACGGCAGCUGUGGCCAAACAAAACCCUAGACUCUAUGUAGCUGCUCGCCAGGUGAUCACCAAGCAUACAUAGACUUCCCUGAUACCGGACCCAAGCUUGAGCAAGAAACUCCCUAGUGGCUGUUCAGAGCUCGCCGGUGUGGGAAGAUUCAGAGUUUACAGUGGAGACAGAGGUUUGAAGUUUUUUGUACUACUCUGUAACCCUCGUUGACGAUCACUCCCCGCCGGGGCUGACGAGAACGAGGACCCUCCCUUCCUUCUUCCCCCCGGCGUGUGCGUAGAUGAGAAGAUCUGUUUUCUAUGAACCAUUGAGAUUUUGAUAUAUGAACAGUGUUAAGAUACUACCCAGUGUAACAAAUAUGUGCAAAAUUUACAGUUGUGUAGACUUUUUUUUUAACUCUCUCUCUCUCUCUCUCUCUCUCUCUCUCUCUCUCUCUCUCUCUCUCUCUCUCUCUCUCUCUCUCUCUCUCUCUCUCUCUCUCUCUCUCUCUCUCUCUCUCUCUCUCUCUCUCUCUCUCUCUCUCUCUCUCUCUCUCUCUCUCUCUCUCUCUCUCUCUCUCUCUCUCUCUCUCUCUCUCAGAAUAUAGCAGUCAACCAUUACAUUAUCCACGUUCUUCCACCGCACAAUCCAUCAUCGCAGACCGUGUCACGAUCAUCCGAGUCCUCACCAUAUCAGCCCUAUCACCACCACCACCACCACCACCCACCACCACCACCACCACCACGACCUUCCUCAGCCAGCCAUCAAUCACCAUUCCACUAUAAUAGCCGUACACCACACCACCAACCCUACCUUUCCUUUCACCACACACACACACACACACACACACACACACA